Messenger RNA from Corticium candelabrum, 1567 nucleotides. Its product is annotated as sushi, von Willebrand factor type A, EGF and pentraxin domain-containing protein 1-like. The record is from RefSeq and is a predicted model, not a curated record. The transcript has 6 exons. NCBI's taxonomy places the organism in Eukaryota, Metazoa, Porifera, Homoscleromorpha, Homosclerophorida, Plakinidae. The coding region runs from base 25 to 1317 and encodes 430 amino acids.
UGCAACAGAGGCUACGAUCUCUUCAUGGAUGCAGAGAGAUCAUCUUACAACCGCCAAUGCCGUCAAGAUGAAGACAUGAAAAGAUGUGAAGGACACUGGAGCGGAAGAAAACCGUGCUGCAUACCAAGAUCUUGUCCGAAUCCUAAGCCAUUUGUGAACGGAACGGUUAAUGGAGAUCAUUUCUUUUAUCCGGAAACAAUUUCAAUAAGUUGUGAUGUCGGACACGAAUUGACGAAAGAUGGGCCAGUUUAUCAAUGUAAUGAAACAGGGUCUUGGGUACCUCUGUCUGGUCCAUUGGUAAAAAGGCAUAAAACCGAUAAUUUGCGAGCUGCUGCAGAACUGCAACUAGUCCAAACAUGUCUAAGAAGAAAAAUCAUUCAAACGGAAAAUUUCAAAAAUUCUAAACUAAAUUUUGCAAGAUGCGAACCGGUCGACUGUGGAAAGCCAAAGAAUCCUGUGGAUGGACAAUGUUCAGGAAACUACUAUCAGUUUAAAGGAGUUGCGCAAUGUACAUGCAAUCCGGGAUUCUGCAUAGUUGGACCAAACAAAACUCAAUGUACCUCAUCAGGACUAUGGUCGAAUAAGGCACCAAGCUGCAAAAAAAUUCAAUGUCCAACUCUUAGCGAUCCCGAACACAGUACAGUACAGUUGAGCUCAGAACAAAGGUUUGUAGAUGAUACGGCAGUUUACAGCUGCCAUUCCGGCUAUGACCUAAAUAUGGAUAAAAACAUUCAAACAUUUACUCGAAUUUGCUUACAACUCGAUAACCCUUACAAAUGCGAAGGAGCGUGGAGCGAAAAACCGCCAUGUUGUAUACCAAGGUCAUGUCCGGAUCCUAAUAAUUCUAACUUCAGAAAUGGAAGCAUACAGGGAGAUGCCUAUUUCUACCCCGAAACAAUCUCACUAAAUUGCAAGGAAGGUCACGAGCUCGUUGGCGGAGGAUCCUAUUUUCAGUGCAAUCAAAGUGGUCAGUGGCAUGAAAUAUCAAAACCCAGUGACGAGGCAUUACAACGAGCAACUGAGAGAAUCAACUCAGAACGUAAGAAAGUAAAAGCCUGCAUAUUUCCGAAGUCAAAUUCAAUCAAAACAAGGCACUUUCCAAACAAAGUGAAACAAUUUAUUACCUGUCAACCUAAGUAUUGUAGAAAACCUGUCGUUGAAAGUAACUGUACUCUGGUGUCAAGGAGCUUCCAUUAUCCAAGCAAAGUGAUGUUUGACCGCAAAUAUGGAUACUGCGUUGUUGGCAGUAAUAUCUCUCAAUGCAAUUCACAAGGACUUUGGUCAAAAGCGUCACCAACCUGCAAACGUAAGAUAUAAUUUUGAUUGAUUGAACGAACAGUUUAAAUAACAGCUGGAAAUUGGCGCAAACAGAUUGCCUCUGACUGAACCACAUUCUUACAUACAUAAUCAAAUUCUAUGUGAUUCGGCUUAAAGCGCGCAAAUAGGCGUAAUCGAGUUUGAAACUAUGCGCGUCCAAGAGAUAAGUUUUUCAAAAUUGACGAUUCAAGUAACAUAAAAAAUUACAUAAAAUGUUAUCAUAAACUGAAAAAUGGCUUUAGUAAUUUAG